This is a messenger RNA of Pelagomonas calceolata, 1137 nucleotides long. The record is from the annotation of a GenBank genome assembly. NCBI's taxonomy places the organism in Eukaryota, Pelagophyceae, Pelagomonadales, Pelagomonadaceae.
CACAAAAUCGACGAUGUACCGCGCGCAUACGACGCGCAUGUGCUACUCCUGAAGCGUCGGGGCUGUAUACCUUCUGUGACAUUGCUGCGAAGCGAAUUACAGCAAAAAUCGCUGCAAGGAAAGGCUGCGACACAUCAAAAAGCAAGCACUGCAGCAAAAAUGGUCUGUGCAGCACGCCGCCGACGACGCCACAAGCCACGCGACCGCCCGCCCAGCAAAACCAACUUAGAGGACGGCCUCAGAGCCUGGGACUACGCCGCCGGCAGGCGGAGACAACACCAAAACAAAUCGCUGCGGCCCGGCCACGACUGCUGCGCGGUGUGCCUGCGCCUGCCGAUGCUCUCCUGCGAGGCUUGCGGGCGCGUGUCGUACUGCUCGACGCGCUGCCGCGGCCGCGACGCGCGGGCCCACGCCGCGUCCUGCGACAUACUCAAGCAGCUACCAGAGGAGUCGCUCGACGCGCUCGCGGUCGAGGAGAGCUUCGACUUUACCCGCGCUGAUUUAUCAUCGAUCGAGUACCUACCGAUGAGGCUGACAAACUGGCGCGAUCCCGCUGCCGCGCUGGCGCUGUCGUUCCCGCUCUCCGUCGCGUACGCCGUGGCGGCGUUCCCGGCGGCGGCGAGGUGCGUGGAGGCCUCGGGGGCCAUCCACUUGGUUGGGGCCGCGCCGCCGGAGGCCGCGGCGCCGGCGCAGUGGUGGGCCCGCGCGCUCGAGCGAGUGCUGCCGAGGGACAAAGGAAUCAUCGUCACGCUCGUCGGGCCCCAGGUGCCCGAGGAGACCGGGGCGCGGGCCGACCGCGGCGUCGUCGUCGCGGCACUACAAAAGUCAUACGAGGCCGCUGACCUCUGCGCGGGCGCGCUCCUCGUGGGCUUCAACAUGGGCCUCUCGGACAGCUCCUACGACUGGGCCGCGGCCCUCGACGCGGCGCGGCGGCGGCGCGCCACUGUGGUCUUCUUCUCCCCUACUCGUCUCGAGCUUUCGAGAGACGCGCGGGCCCUGAAGAAAGCUGGCGCCGUGCUCGUCUCGGGCGCGGUCUGGAACCCGUUUCAUGCCCCAAAUUGGAAGCAGAGCGGCGAGCUCGCGAACGACGUCUACCGGAAGCACAGCUGGGCGCGAUGUGCUGUUUUUAGGUCGUAG